Coffea eugenioides is the source of this 2005-nucleotide messenger RNA. Its product is annotated as tubby-like F-box protein 5. Gene Ontology annotation, molecular function: protein binding. The record is from RefSeq and is a predicted model, not a curated record. Bases 549 to 1793 code for a protein of 414 amino acids. NCBI's taxonomy places the organism in Eukaryota, Viridiplantae, Streptophyta, Magnoliopsida, Gentianales, Rubiaceae. The transcript has 6 exons.
CCCAACCACAAACCCAACACAGCCCCCGCCAAUCCCACGAUUACAUGAAGAGCACGUAUCCGUCCCUCCAUGCUCAAAUGACCUUUAACAAGACGUUUUUGGUAGUGGUUCGCGGUGGUUCUUUUCGCCGUAUGCUGUGGUGAUGGUGGUUACUCUCAAGUCUAAAAAAAAAAAUGUGAUUUCUAUAAAGUAUAAACAACUCACAUAAUAAGCACACCCUUUCGAGAGAGUACUCGUUUGGCAUUUGCCAAUUUGUUGUUGGCUUUUGUUUUCUCCCAGAAAUAGUCAUACUUCAAUAUUUACUUUGAAGUACUAUAUAAUAUUCUCCUUUACGUAUAUUCUUUUUUGCAAACAUCGGGGACGACGGGUAUCGUAGAAAUCAGAAGCUGGGUUGUGCUUUGUGUGUGGGAGACAUCGAAACGUGAAUGGGUUUUAUCUUUAAGUAGAGUUGAAGUGUGGAAUGUGGUGUUUUGUGCAGGCCCUAAAUUCUGUUCGUUGAAAAUCUGAACUUUCAGACUCAUCUUCAGAAAGAUAAGAGUGUUUGGAGAAUGUCGUUGAAGUCCAUUUUUAGAGAGCUUAGGGGAAUAAGCAGUGGCAGAGAGACUAAGUGGAGGAAGCAAGGGGAGAAGAAGUCUGUCCUAGGCUGCGGGAGAUCACAUAUAGCUCCUGAAAGUCCACAACCAUCCGUAUUUGCAGUUGUUCAACAAAGUCGGUGGGCGAAUUUGCCUAUCGAGUUGCUUUUUGAUAUCAUUCGCAGAGUUGAGUCCAGUGAGACCUCAUGGCCUGCCAGAAGGGAUGUGGUUGUUUGUGCUGCUGUUUGCCGGUCCUGGAGAGAAGUAACUAAGGAAGUUGUUAGGACUCCUGAGCAAUGUGGCUUGCUCACCUUUCCCAUGUCACUGAAGCAGCCUGGGCCAAGGGAUUAUCCAAUCCAAUGCUUUAUCAGAAGAGAAAGAGGAACUUCGACAUUUCGCUUGUAUCUUGGAUUGAGUCCUGCACUUUCAGGAAAUGCUAGUAAACUGUUGUUAGCGGCUAAAAAGAUUAGAAGAGCCACAAAGACUGAUUUUGUGAUAUCCUAUUCUGCUGAUGAUUAUUCUCGAGCUAAUGAUUAUUACGUUGGAAAGUUGAGGUCCAAUUUCCUUGGCACCAAGUUUAUUGUGUACGACUCUUAUCCUGCAUGCAACUCUCCAGUCUCUUCAAGUGGCCAAUCACAUGUAAGGAUCCCUUCAAAGAAGGUCCUGCCAAGGUUACCUCUUGGAAACUACAGUACAGCUUCUAUAUGCUAUGAGCUGAAUGUUCUUCGCACAAGAGGGCCAAGAAGAAUGCAUUGCACCAUGCAUUCAAUUCCUGCAUCUACACUUCAAGAAGGGGGUGCUACUCCAGCUCCAGAAGCAUUUAGGAAUUGCCUGGAUGGAGAAUCCUCUUCUUGUUCAUUUGUAAAAGGGAGUACUCAAGAAUCAACUUUCAUUAAACUCCCUCUGCCCCCAGAAUCAAUUCAGAGCACUAAGAAUCCACUGGUCUUGAGAAACAAGGCGCCUAGAUGGCAUGAGCAAUUGCAAUGCUGGUGCCUAAAUUUCAAAGGGCGUGUUACUGUGGCCUCUGUCAAGAACUUUCAGCUGGUGGCAGCCAUGAAUCCAUCCGAGAUUAUUCCAGUUGAAGAACAAGAUAAGGUGAUCCUACAAUUUGGAAAGAUUGGAAAGGAUAUCUUUACAAUGGACUAUCGAUACCCCCUCUCUGCCUUCCAGGCCUUCGCAAUCUGUUUAAGCAGCUUUGACACUAAACCAGCAUGCGAGUAGUUGUACCAUGUUGCUUUUUCCAAAGUUAGUUUUUGUGUGUAAAUAUACCAAAGGAAGCCUGUUUGAGCCUCGUCUUUAGAUAGGACGAUUAUGUGUGAAAAUCCAAACAUUUAUGUUCAGUUUUCAAAUGUAUCUGAUCCUCGAAAGUGUAAGUUAUCGUGAUUUUAUUUCCCAGAAGUCUGUAAUGUUUUCAAAGUUAUUGGAGUCUUACA